Penicillium maclennaniae is the source of this 1047-nucleotide messenger RNA. Its product is annotated as putative L-serine dehydratase. The record is from RefSeq and is a predicted model, not a curated record. The coding region runs from base 1 to 1047 and encodes 348 amino acids. Gene Ontology annotation, biological process: L-serine catabolic process; L-threonine catabolic process. Gene Ontology annotation, molecular function: L-serine ammonia-lyase activity; threonine deaminase activity; pyridoxal phosphate binding. The transcript has 3 exons. NCBI's taxonomy places the organism in Eukaryota, Fungi, Ascomycota, Eurotiomycetes, Eurotiales, Aspergillaceae.
AUGGCCCUCGCAUCUGAAACAUUGACCAAAAAGCCAUGGAUCGAAACACCCCUAAUUGAAUGCGCAUCCCUAUCCAAACAAGCAGGAUGCCGCAUAUUCCUAAAACUAGAGCUCCUUCAACCCUCAGGUUCCUUCAAGUCUCGAGGCAUCGGCAACCUGGUUCUCAAAUCCCUCACUCAACAAUCUACGAAGAAUCAAGAAACUCACUUCUUCAGUUCCUCGGGCGGUAAUGCAGGCCUUGCAGCUGUGCAUGCCGCGCGAGACCUAGGCCGUCCUUGCACGGUGGUUGUUCCGCACAGCACGAAACCACACAUGAUGUCCAAGCUACACGCCGCAGGAGCAUCAGAGGUACUACAGCAUGGCGAGAGCUGGUUCGAAGCAGAUCAAUACCUUCGACAGACGUUUAUUGAGGGCCAAGAAGGGAAUGUCUACGUGCCGCCCUUUGAUCAUAUGGAUAUCUGGGAGGGAGCGGGAGAGAUGGUUUCGGAGAUCGAGACACAAUUGGGAAGUGGGGAGGGGGGCUUUCCCGCGGAUGUGAUUGUUUGUAGUGUUGGUGGAGGGGGACUUUUGAAUGGGGUGGUUGAUGGGCUAGAGAAAUGUUUGGCUAAGGGAGAGAAGAGGGGUGACGUUCGGGUUAUUGCCGUUGAGACGGAGGGAGCGAAUGCGUUGGCACAUUCGCUUCGAGAGAGGCGGUUGAGUUCGUUGAAAGGUAUUACGUCUCAGGCUACGUCGCUUGGUGCUUUGAAAGUAGCGGAGAAGGCGUUUGAGAAUACCAUAUCGCCACCGAAGGGGGUGGUGGUUGAGAGUGUCGUCGGGUCGGAUGCUGAAGCUGCGAGGGGCGUGUUAAGACUUGCAGAUGAGAUGCGGUUGCAGGUGGAGUUGGCAUGUGGCAUUAGCUUGGAGGUUGCUGUCAAUGGGAGGUUGAAGGAUGUGGUUCCGGAUUUGAACCCUCAGACAAAAGUCGUCGUGGUUGUUUGUGGUGGGAGUAAUAUCUCUGCAGAGAUGAUUGCGGAGUAUAGAGACCGACUUGAGCAGGGGUGGAAUUAG